GGUCCCUCCAGCUCAGAAAAAAAAAUCCCACAUCGAAAGUGAUCCCCGCCAGUUGGGAACUCGGGCCGCAAAAACACCCACGGCUUCUCCCACAGAUCAACUAGUGCGCCAGAAGCAACAAUGACUGCAGUCAAAAGGUCGCUUCCGACCCUCCCCGAGGGCUGGGAGGCGGACAAGGACUUCAAGCCACUCGGCAAGCUGAGCACCUCGACGGAGCGCACCAUCGAGCCCGUCGGCCCUCACUUCCUCGCCCACGCUCGCCGCUCCCGCCACAAGCGCACCUUUUCCGAGGAUGACCGCCUGCAGGCCCAGGAGCGUGCCAAGAAGGUCGAGGUCGACGACGAUGGCGAGAUCAGCGAGCCCGAAGACCCCAUGAUGUUUACUCGGGACGCCAAGGACUGGAAGAACCAAGACCACUACCAGGUCAUGGGCCUGUCCAAGUACCGCCACAAGGCCACCGAGGACCAGAUCAAGCGCGCCCACCGCAAAAAGGUGCUCAAGCACCACCCCGACAAGAAGGCCGCGGCCGGCCGCCCCGAGGACGAUAACUUCUUCAAGUGCAUCCAAAAGGCCACCGAGGUGCUGCUCGACCCCGUCAAGCGCCGCCAGUUCGACUCGGUCGACGAGAAGGCCGACGUCGAGCCGCCCACCAAGAAGGACCUGCAGAAGGGCAACUUCUACAAGCGCUGGGGCAGCGUCUUCAAGGCCGAGGCCCGGUUCAGCAAGGUGCACCCGGUGCCGACCUUUGGCAACGAGGACUCGGCCAAGGAGGACGUCGAGAACUUCUACAACUUCUGGUACAACUUUGACAGCUGGCGCUCCUUCGAGUACCUGGACGAGGACGUGCCCGACGACAACGAGAACCGCGACCAGAAGCGCCAGAUGGAGCGCAAGAACGCCAACGCCCGCAAGAAGAAGAAGGCCGAGGACAACGCGCGCCUGCGCAAGCUGCUCGACGACUGCUCGGCCGGCGAUGAGCGCAUCAAGCGCUUCCGCCAGGAGGCCAACGCGGCCAAGAACAAGAAGCGCCUCGACAAGGAGGCGGCCGAGAAGGCCGCGCUCGAGGAGGCCCGCCUGAAGAAGGAGACCGAGGAGAAGGCGGCCAAGGAGGCCGAGGAGAAGGCCAAGGCGGACCGCGACGCCGGUAAGAAGGCCAAGGAGGCGGCCAAGAACGCCGUCAAGAAGAACAAGCGCGUGCUCAAGGGCUCCGUCAAGGAUGCCAACUACUUUGUCGAGGGAGACGCAUCGCCCGCCACCAUCGACGCCGUGCUCGGCGACAUCGACCUGGUGCAGUCCAAGAUCGACGCCGACGAGAUCGCGGCGCUGGCCGGCAAGCUCAACGGGCUCAAGGUCUCGGGCGAGAUCAAGGCCGUGUGGCAGGACGAGGUCAAGCGCCUCGUCGGCGCGGGCAAGAUCAAGGAGGGCGAGGUCAAGGCUCUGGCUUGAGUUGCGCCACCUGCGUGUUUCUGUAGACGAUUUGACGUGACGGGGCAGGUGAGGAGUCCAGUUCAUGACUAGAUCUAGAAUCCAACGGCCUUUCGGUCCAUCAUCCGAUUUCUCUGCCUGUCGCUUCUCAACGAAUCAAAUGUU
Molecule: messenger RNA, 1590 nt
Organism: Gaeumannomyces tritici R3-111a-1
Lineage: Eukaryota; Fungi; Ascomycota; Sordariomycetes; Magnaporthales; Magnaporthaceae
Product: zuotin
Exons: 2
Coding region: 121-1446 (441 amino acids)
Biological process (GO): 'de novo' cotranslational protein folding; regulation of translational fidelity
Cellular component (GO): cytosol
Molecular function (GO): ribosome binding; Hsp70 protein binding
Source: RefSeq, a predicted model, not a curated record